Molecule: messenger RNA, 1118 nt
Organism: Phoenix dactylifera (date palm)
Lineage: Eukaryota; Viridiplantae; Streptophyta; Magnoliopsida; Arecales; Arecaceae
Product: LOB domain-containing protein 1-like
Source: RefSeq, a predicted model, not a curated record
UCUCCUCAUUGGGAUCCUGACUCAUUCCUUUUCAUCAUUCUCCCCCGCCGGAACUCGCUUUUCCUACCAACUCUUCUCCCUCUCUCUAUUCUCAUGGAGGCAGGUGACGCAGCCACUACCACCACCUUCCGUCAUCCACUCUCUUCCUCUCCCUCCUCCUCUCCUGCUUCUUCUCCUCAUUUACCCCCGGCAUCUCCCCCUGUUGUUCUCAGCCCUUGUGCCGCCUGCAAGAUCCUCCGCCGGCGAUGCACUGAGAAGUGCGUGCUUGCGCCUUAUUUCCCUCCCAACGAACCCCUCAAGUUCGCGACCGCUCAUCGAGUCUUCGGUGCGAGCAACAUCAUCAAAUUCUUACAGGAGCUUCCAGAAAGCCAAAGGUCUGAUGCAGUGAGCAGCAUGGCAUACGAGGCAAACGCUCGAAUCAGAGACCCAGUGUAUGGGUGCGCAGGGAUUAUUUGCCAGCUCCAGAAACAAGUUAGCGAGCUGCAAACCCAGCUAGCCCGGACACAGGCUGAGCUCGACACUACGAAGACCCAGUACGCAAACUUGGUUGCGAUCAUCUGCAUGGAAAUGACUCAGUCUCAGCAGCAGUUCGUGCGACAACCUCCUCACAGCUUCAACACAAAUAAUCCUAACUUAUUUCAGAGUGAUGCUUCCAUGCAAGAUGAUUAUUUUCAGGGUUCAAUUUGGGAAGAGCCCUUAUGGACAUGAGCAAAUUCUAAGAGAGAGAAACGUACGCCACCAGAUGAAUAAAUGGAUAUAGGCAUAUAUAUAAAAAGCGAAUAAGAUGUUCAUCUUCGAUUUUGAAUUCGUACUCGAGAUGGAUAGGUAGGAGAAGAGAUGUGAGAGGCAUGUUUUGUACCAAGGAAAUAACACUAAUUUGUUAUCCUUCGACUUGAGGAAAUGGUGGUGAACUCUCUACGCAUAACUUUGAAGCUUCAUGUGGACAUCUCUUGUGGAAUUGUUACAAAUUGUUUAUGGUCCAUCAUGGUGAGAAUAUGUGGUCAUAUACAAGGCUAUUCCUUGAAUUAAACUGCUUAUGGUCCAGUGUGGUGGGUUCCUUGUCAAACAAUCUUUAUGACAUAAUUGCACAAAAAGUUUUUUCCUCUGGAGGCAGACUA